Messenger RNA from Peronospora farinosa, 1665 nucleotides. The record is from the annotation of a GenBank genome assembly. Lineage: Eukaryota; Oomycota; Peronosporomycetes; Peronosporales; Peronosporaceae.
AUGGUCUCAAUUGGUAGUCGCUCUCCUGUCUAUAGUCGUCAUGGAAUGGUGUCAUGUUCUCAACCGUUGGCAUCCGAAAUUGGUGUCCGCAUCUUGCAACAAGGUGGCAAUGCUGUGGAUGCUGCCAUUGCAGUCGCAGCCGCUCUGAAUGUCACGGAACCGUGUUCUACGGGUCUUGGAGGUGACUGUUUCCUGCUCUUCUUCAAUGCCAAAACAAAGCAAGUUUGCGGUCUCAAUGGCAGUGGUCGCACUCCUGCAGCUCUUACAAUCGAGCAAGUGCUGCAAGACUUUGGACAAGAUGCUACGGAAAUUCCUAGUGGUCACGGCCACGCAGUCACGGUUCCAGGGACAGUUGCAGGCUGGAUCGAUGCUGUUGUAGCUUGGGGAACGCUGAGCAUGAAAGAAAUUCUGACCCCCGCCAUUGAAAUGGCACGUGAAGGUUUUCCAGUAAGUCCAUUGACUGCAGCAAGUUGGCAACGAAACAAGGCACAAUUGCUGCGUGGACCGCAUGCAACCGAGUUGCUCAAUGCUCAAGGAGAAGCGCCGAAAGCUGGAGAGAUUUUCAAUAAUGAUAACCUUGCCAAGUGUUUUGAAGAAGUAGCGGAGAAAGGGAAGACGGCAUUCUACGACGAUGGACGGAUUGCACAAGCGAUCGUGGAUAUGGUACGGGAGAAAGGAGGAGUCAUGACAAUGGAGGAUCUUCGGACUCACCAGUCGACGUUUGUGACGCCAAUUAGCACUCAAUUCCAAGCUGUCGAUGUACACGAGAUCCCGCCGAAUGGACAGGGGAUCACUGCGCUACUAGCGUUAAACAUUCUCUCGGAGUUAACGAAAGACGGGAAUUUGCCGUCAACGGGUAGUGCCGAGGAGAUUCACUUGCAGAUUGAAACACUUCGACUUGCCUUUGCAGAUGCCAAAUGGUUCGUGAGUGACAUGACCCACAACACGUCGCUGCCUUGGAAGGACUUGCUGAGUGAAAACUAUGCCAAGAAGCGUGCAGCGUUGGUAGAUCGCAAGAAAGCUGGAAUUGACCCAAAGCACGGAAGUCCAGAGCUCAGUUGUGAUACAGUAAGUUUCCAGGUGAUUGAUGGACAAGGCAAUGCCGUGUCGAUGGUCAAUAGCAACUACGAUGUCUUUGGUACGGGGCUUGUGCCUAAGGGCUGUGGCUUUACACUGCAGAACCGCGGAUGCAACUUUGAGCUGCAUAAAGUGGGGCAUCCGAAUGUGCUGGCCCCAAGUAAGCGGCCGUACCACACGAUCAUUCCUGGACUGUCGACUUUCACGGAUUCUGGCAAGCUACACUCUAGCUUCUCGGUCAUGGGUGGCUAUAUGCAACCCCAAGGUCAUGUUCAGGUGCUAAGUCACAUGCUUUUGCACGGAAUGAACCCACAAGAAGCUUUAGAUGCUCCCCGUUUCAGCAUCGACGUCAACCAUUCAACGAAGCCAGGUCGACUUGAUGGUGGCAGCUCUGUAAUGGUUGAAACAGACCUGGGCUUGAAUGUCAUUGCAGCACUUCGUGAGCAGUUUGGUCACGAUGUCCAAGAAGUAAACGGGCUCGAGCGCUCGAUAUUUGGUCGUGGACAGAUCAUUCUACGGGAUCCAAAGACGGGUGUACUCUGUGCCGGUUCCGAUGGACGCGCUGAUGGCUGCGCCAUUGGCUGGUGA